Molecule: messenger RNA, 642 nt
Organism: Phalaenopsis equestris
Lineage: Eukaryota; Viridiplantae; Streptophyta; Magnoliopsida; Asparagales; Orchidaceae
Exons: 1
Coding region: 183-476 (97 amino acids)
Source: RefSeq, a predicted model, not a curated record
AACUUUGUCCUUCUGGUUGUUCUCCUGCCCAAAUCUCGGGCUUUUAUAAAUAAAUCAAUUCCUGACCCCUUCUUCCUAUCAACCAAACGAACUGAGCAAGCAAUCGAGCAACAACAGCCUUCUUCCUCUUCUUCUUCUUACUCUACCUCCUUUUCCUCAAACAAUCCAAGUGAGCAGCAGCCAUGGCUUCAGCGAGCAGAGCUUCUUGGAUUGUGGCGGCCAGCAUUAGCGCUGUGGAAACACUGAAAGAUCAAGCCGGUCUUUGCAGAUGGAACUAUGCUAUGAGGUCUCUGCACCAAAAGGCAACAAAAGAAAUGGGUUCUUUUUCACAGACAAGAAAAACACCUUCUUCUUCUUCUUCUUCUUCUUCUUUGAUGGUUGGAAGCAGAGGCUUGGUUAGCAAAGCAGAACAAACUAAGAGAGCAGAGGAUUCUUUCAGAAAAGUCAUGUACUUGAGCUGCUGGGGUCCAAAUUAAGCAGUCGAUUACGAGUGACUGUAGAAAAUUCAAUAAUGGGACUUCAUUAGAUUUAGGAUUUGGUUUAUUUUCUUAAUUUUAAUGUAUUUAUCAUGUUUAAAUAAAAAUAUUAAUCUCUCUAAGAAGAAUUACCACUGCAAGUAUUUUGGAUCAAUCUUUCCAGCGC